CGGCUCCGGCCGGGCCUGCGCGCGGCGCCGGGAGACUCAGGCGGCCCCGGCUCCCGGCCGGCGCCCCUCGCCCCGCGUCCCCUGCCGGCCUCGCCGCGUCCUCCGGCCGCUUCCUCGGCCCGCCAGGCCUCGCCAUGGCGCUCAACAAUUUCCUCUUUGCGCAGUGCGUCUGCUACUUCCUGGCCUUUCUGUUCAGCUUCGUGGUGGUGGUGCCGCUGUCUGAGAACGGCCACGACUUCCGCGGCCGCUGCCUGCUCUUCACCGAGGGCAUGUGGCUGAGCGCCAACCUGACGGUGCAGGAACGAGAGCGCUUCACCGUGCAGGAGUGGGGGCCGCCGGCCGCCUGCCGCUUCAGCCUGCUCGCCAGCCUGCUUUCUCUGCUGCUCGCCGCCGCUCACGCCUGGCGCACGCUCUUCUUCCUCUGCAAGGGACACGAGGGCUCCUUCCUCCACGCCUGCCUGAGCCUGCUGGUCAGCGCCUUCGUGGUCUUCCUGGUCUUCAUCGCCAGCACCAUCGUGAGCGUGGGCUUCACCAUGUGGUGUGACGCCAUCACCGAGAAGGGCGCCGUGUCCCGCAGCUGUGAAGAGCUCCAGGGCAUCGACUUGGAGCUGAACGUGGACAACUCUGCCUUCUAUGAUCAGUUUGCGAUUGCCCAGUUCGGCCUCUGGGCCUCGUGGCUGGCCUGGCUGGCCAUCACCGUCUUGGCCUUCCUGAAAGUCUACCACAACUACCGCCAGGAGGACCUGCUGGACAACCUGGUCCAUGAGAAGGAGCUGCUGCUGGCCCGGCCCGCCCCCCGCGCCGCCUUCCAGGACGAGAAGAGCGCCGUCAUCUAGGCCCGGCCGGCCCCCACCUGGGCUGGGGGGCACGUGCUGCCCUGGGCCGCGGCCCUGGCUCUGCCCAGCCCCCACGCCUUGCAUGCCUCACCUCGGCUCUGUGUGCAGUGCUGAGCGACCCCCUCACUGGGCGCCCGGUUCCCACCGCGGACCGGCCUGGCAGCCAGCGGGGGUGGGGCCGCCCUCAGCCCCCAGGCUCCAUGCAGGGGCCUCCACCCAUCCUGGGGGUAAGCCUUGCGGAGGCCCCCGGCCAGUGGGCUUGCUGUGGUCACGCCUCCCUGUGGGCCUCGGCUGGACGCCAUCUGUGUGACCUCCUGCCAGGUCCCAUGGCAGCAACCUGUGACCUCGGUGUGACCCCAGCAGCCCAAGAUGGCCACACGUCACUCUCGUCACCUGCUCCUGAACUGUGCGGGGGAUGAGGAGCCCGCCACCUGCGGGCCAAGCGCCGCAUGCGGGAAGGAGCCCCUCGCCCCGGCAGCCCCCAGGGCUAAGAGCCCCCGACUCUGGCUCCAGAGCCCCUGGGAAAGCACAGAGUGGUGGGUCAGCCUGGGGUCAGGCCGCAGCGGUGGUGCGGGCUUCCUGGGGGCCUGGCCUGGGGAGGCCCCAGGGGCCCCGCUAUGGGCUGGGCCUGUGCUUGUGGGCUGGAGACGUGGACUCUGGAUGUGGGAGUGACGUCUUGCAGGGGAGAGGGGCCAGGUGCCACUGAGGGUGUGUGAGUGCAUGUGAGGCGUGUGAGGGUGUGGACGUGUGUGUGCUGUGAGUGCACGUGGCCAGUGUGUGCGAGCGUGCAUGAGUGUGCACGUGAGCCUGCAUGGCAAGGUGUGAGCGUGUGUGUUGUGUGUACACAUGAGCGUGCCUGUGCACAAGUGUGUGUGCAAGUGUGCGUGUGUGGGUGGAGACCAGAGUAGGCAGCUGUCUGCACCCCAUCCCCAGGGCCCCCUGUGCCCCAGAGGAGGGGCCGCUUUCCCAUCUCAGGGGGCCCCGAGGGUGCAUCCCGCCCCGCGGCGGCAGGCGGAGGAGCUGGCGGGGGCCUGGGGCCCAGGAUUCGGUGCUGAGCCGCCUGGGGCUCCUGGCUGUGGACGCCGCUCAGGGCUGCCGGCUCAGGAGGCAGGUCUGGCCCGCGUGCUGGUUUGCCGUGCCUCCAUCUCCCUGAAAGGAGGGGCCCGGGGCAUCCAGGGCUCGCAGAUCUGGGCCUGGGUCUAGGGGCCCCCUGCGGCAGGCAGCCUGGCCUUGGGAAGCAAGGUGCACGUCACCUGUCAUGAUGUGCUCAGCUGGCACCUUUCGGGAGGGGGGCUCGGGGCAUAGGUGAUGGAGGCUCCUGGCAUCUUAGAUGCUCUGGCCCUUGGCCUGGUGGGGGUUCUGGCCAGAGGAGCAGGGGCCUUGGGGAGGGGUUUUGGCAGAACCUGAGGCCCUCAAGGGGACCUGCCUGUCCAGUUCACUGGUGCCUGAGAGCUCCUGGUCUGUUCUCCGCAGAAGGGGGUGGCUCUGCCUUGCCCCCCAGCAGGCGGUAGCCAUCUGGGCUCUGGAGGGUGGAGCGGGCCCUGGAUGUGGGCUUCUGGACUGGAGGCUCUGCUGCAGGUGUGGGUGUGCCCGGGCACUCAUGGAUGGCCUGGAGCCGGUCUGGGCCCUGUGUCCUCUUUCAGGGCCACACGCAAAGCAGAGCGGUCACUGACGCACAGGCCGUGCCCUGGGGCCCCUGAGGAGGGUCUCCCCUGCCGCUCCCUGGAUACCUGCUCCUCCCCAGUGCUGUCUGAUGAUGGGCGCCCUACCCUGAUUCUGCUCCAGCUUAACUGAAAGUGAAGGUUCUUCCACCAAAUGUAUUUAUUUCUCAAGUCAAAAUAAAAACAAAAAUACCUGAGCCUCAAAUGUGGACGAAGGAUCAGGUGUCUCUUUAUGCAUC
Messenger RNA from Capra hircus (goat), 2736 nucleotides. RefSeq names its product transmembrane protein 179 (gene TMEM179). The transcript is spliced from 4 exons. Bases 135 to 836 code for a protein of 233 amino acids. The record is from RefSeq and is a predicted model, not a curated record. Lineage: Eukaryota; Metazoa; Chordata; Mammalia; Artiodactyla; Bovidae.